CGCGGCUUUCCGUCCUAGUCCGGCUUCUGGGCAACCCAGGGCUGGAAGGCCGACAGGGCUGGUGGCUGGACGCAGAGGGCAAAGCGGGUGCGGGAGUCACCAGGCUUGGCCAGUUCAGGUUCCCUGUGGUUUCCAAUCAGAAUUGUUCAAGCAGGCUCCUGGAAGUCCUGAGCACUUCAUCUUGGUUUACUGUUUUCUUAUUGUGUCUAUACCAUGGAAAAUCAAUUGGCUAAAUCAAUUGAAGAACGAACAUUUCAGUACCAGGACUCUCUUCCAUCAUUGCCUGUUCCUUCACUUGAGGAUUCAUUAAAAAAAUACCUUGAAUCAGUGAAGCCAUUUGCAAAUGAAGAAGAGUAUAAGAAAACUGAAGAAAUAGUUCAAAAGUUUCAAGAUGGAGUUGGCAAAAUAUUGCAUCAGAAGUUACUUGAAAGGGCUAAAGGAAAAAGAAACUGGCUGGAAGAGUGGUGGCUCAAUGUUGCCUACCUGGACGUGCGUAUUCCAUCACAACUGAAUGUGAACUUCGUGGGUCCGUCUCCCCAUUUUGAACACUACUGGCCUGCAAGAGAAGGCACUCAGUUAGAAAGGGGAAGUAUACUGCUGUGGCACAACUUGAACUACUGGCAGCUGCUAAGAAAAGAAAAAUUGCCUGUACAUAAAUCUGGAAAUACUCCUCUAGACAUGAACCAAUUCCGAAUGUUAUUUUCUACCUGCAAGGUUCCAGGAAUUACUAGAGAUUCAAUUAUGAAUUAUUUUAAGACUGAGAGUGAAGGCCAUUGUCCAACCCACAUUGCUGUGCUAUGCCGAGGCAGAGCGUUUGUCUUUGACGUGCUACAUGAGGGAUGUUUGAUCACCCCACCAGAACUUCUCAGACAACUGACAUAUAUCCACAAGAAGUGCUGGAAUGAACCUGUUGGACCCGGUGUUGCGGCCUUAACUAGUGAGGAGCGAACUCGGUGGGCAAAGGCAAGAGAAUAUCUCAUUGGUCUUGAUCCAGAGAACUUGGCUUUAUUAGAAAAAAUUCAAACCAGUUUAUUUGUGUAUUCCAUAGAAGACACCAGUCCACAUGCAACCCCAGAAGAUUUUUCUCAGGUCUUUGAAAUGCUUCUCAGUGGAGAUCCCGCAGUACGCUGGGGUGACAAGUCCUAUAAUUUGAUUUCCUUUGCUAAUGGAAUAUUUGGCUGUUGCUGUGAUCACGCGCCUUAUGAUGCCAUGGUUAUGGUGAACAUUGCACAUUAUGUUGAUGAGAGACUGUUAGAGACGGAAGGAAGGUGGAAGGGAUCAGAAAAAGUCCGGGAUAUACCAUUGCCAGAGGAGCUGGCUUUCACCGUGGAUGAGAAAGUACUGAAUGAUGUCUCCCAAGCCAAAGCCCAACACCUCAAAGCGGCAUCUGAUCUGCAGAUAGCAGCAUCUCCCUUCACAUCUUUUGGCAAAAAGCUCACGAAGAAGGAGGCCCUCCAUCCUGAUACCUUUAUUCAGCUUGCUCUUCAGCUCGCCUAUUACAGACUUCACGGACGCCCCGGUUGCUGCUAUGAAACAGCUAUGACAAGAUACUUCUACCAUGGCCGGACAGAGACUGUGCGGUCGUGUACAGUAGAGGCCGUCCGGUGGUGCCAGGCCAUGCAGGAUCCCUCAGCCAGUCUCCUUGAACGUCAGCAAAAGAUGUUAGAAGCUUUUGCGAAGCAUAAUAAGAUGAUGAAAGAUUGUUCACAUGGAAAAGGAUUUGACCGUCACCUUUUAGGUCUUUUGCUCAUAGCAAAAGAGGAAGGUCUCCCUGUUCCGGAACUAUUUGAGGACCCACUUUUCUCCAGAAGUGGAGGAGGUGGAAAUUUUGUGCUCUCAACAAGUCUGGUUGGUUACUUACGAGUUCAAGGAGUCGUGGUCCCCAUGGUACACAAUGGGUAUGGGUUUUUCUACCACAUCAGAGACGACAGGUUUGUGGUGGCAUGUACAUCUUGGAGGUCAUGUCCAGAGACUGACGCAGGAAAGCUAGUUCAGAUGAUUUUUCAUGCUUUCCAUGAUAUGAUACAGCUGAUGAACACCGCUCAUCUUUAGAGACUCAGAGACAGACACAGAUCGUAGAAACUCGAUACGGAGAGUAGUACGGUGAUAUGGCAUGGAAGGAAUGUUGACUUAAUGUAGGGAUUAGGAGAGCGAUGCUCUCUAGAUUUGUUCUACCUUAAAGCCUCCUGUGCUGCAACAGCAGUGCAAAGUCAGACAUAGUGAAUAGAACUAUGCAAUGUUUAAGCCUCAACAAUGCAAAUCUGUAUAUCUUAACAAUACAAAUUCUACUCUAAUGUUAAAGUAUUUCUAGGUAGGUUGCAAAUCCUCUGUGAACAUAAUUGUAGAGUCUUUCUCAAGCACUUUAAUACUUUCUAAUUGCCAGAGGGAUAAAGCACAUGGUUAGAUGCUAAUUUCCCUGACAAAAGUGCCUUCCAUACCCAGCACAGGAGUACAAGCCUGUGAGAUUUCAUGGGAAAACCACUGUUGUUCAAUAGUGAUCUAAACUAGCUCCUUCGAACAGAUAAAAGGAUCAAGUUGUAUUAGAAAUUUUUGCACUACUACAGAAAAGAAUAUUAGUAAAACUCAUUAUGAUAUGUUGUAAUUCAUUUUGUGAAUAUAAAAUUAAAGCACUUCCAUUUAAACCUAA
This is a messenger RNA of Grammomys surdaster, 2647 nucleotides long. RefSeq names its product carnitine O-octanoyltransferase (gene Crot). The transcript is spliced from 17 exons. Gene Ontology annotation, cellular component: peroxisome. The record is from RefSeq and is a predicted model, not a curated record. Gene Ontology annotation, molecular function: carnitine O-octanoyltransferase activity. The coding region runs from base 214 to 2052 and encodes 612 amino acids. Lineage: Eukaryota; Metazoa; Chordata; Mammalia; Rodentia; Muridae.